GUGCACAAUCUAGGUCAUGUCAGCCGAGCGCGCGCGUCCUGUUAAUGUUUUUGUUGCCUCGUGCACAUACCCCUCCUCCCCAACCCACCACCUCCUCGGCCACCAACCGAGCACGAGCAGCGCACCACCUGUUCCACCAGCGAUUGACCGAGAUCCAGCAUCGGGCGCCGGAGGACAGCGCUUGCCUGGCUCGCGUAUCUCAGCCUCCCAGGCUUGCGUCAAGCACGCACGAUAGAUAUAGAAUAGACCUCGUACAUCCACGCCGCUGCCGCCGCCUCACACACCCUCGCCACCAUGAUGUCCCUACUCGCGCCACCACCCAACCCGUUCAGCUUCGCCCUCGACGCGUACGCCGACGCGGGGUUCCCCCACCCGGCCGGCCGGCCCAACGAGCCCGUCGUCGUCGCGCUGGACGCGUUCGACGCCACGGGCACGGCGUACCUCCGCGCGCUGUUCCCCCGCCUGCGCCCAGCAGGCAGCCUGCACGACGCCGAGGGCCUGCUGGUCCUCUCGAGCCCGGUCACAGCACACGACAUGGCCAUGGCGCCCAAGCUGCGCUGGAUCGUAGCCCACACCACCGACAACAUCGACCUCGCGGCGGCGAAAGCGGCCGGCGUCGCGGUCCGCUGCGUGACUGGUUCCAACGUGGGUGGUUGCACGCGGUCGCACGCCGUCGCGGAGGGAGCCGAACAACCGGACAACCAACUGACGCACACCCAACAGGCAGGCCUCGUCGCCGAAGUGGCCCUGGGUCUCGUCUGCUCAGCGGCGGGCACGCUGCUCGACCUUAUCGAUAGGCAGAUCCGGCCCGGGGGAUUAGGCCUCAGGAGCACUAUUGCGGCCGCGAGCGACCUUCUCACCGACAAGGUGUUUGGCGUGGUCGGCGGCGGCGCGUGCGGCUUCCUCGCGGCGCGAAAGUAGCUACGACACGUUUGGCGGCACAAUACUAGUGUACGACCCCGACCUAGCGUCCGACGAUAUCCGGUGGGCGUGCAUCCCGCACGUGCGGGCCGAGCUGGACGAGGUGCUCGCUGCGGCGGAUGUGCUGAGCGUGCACUGCCCUUUGUCGUCUGAUACGCGGGGCUUGGUCGGCGCAGACGAGCUGCAGCGCAUGCAGCCGACGGCGAUACUCGCCAGCACGACACGGCACGUCGUCGACGAGGAGGCGCUGCGCGCCGCCCUCGCGCAGGGCACGAUCGCGUGCGCCGCGCUCGACACGGGCUAUCCCUUGACUGUCGCCGAGCGCGCAGAGUGGAAGACGCUCGACAACGCCAUCAUCACCCCCAGAGACGGGACACGCGGCCAGGUCCAGACCGCCACUUCGGUCGCCAUGGCCGACUGCAUGCGCGAGCUCAUAGACGGCGGCCGCGCGAGAGACUGGGCUGUAGCGUACUAGAAUACCGGGCAGAGACGAGACUGUUGUAUAUAAAGUAGAAAACAGAGUGUAACAUGCAUCAUUGUGGCAACAGAGCAA
Vanrija pseudolonga is the source of this 1474-nucleotide messenger RNA. RefSeq lists its product as uncharacterized. Gene Ontology annotation, molecular function: NAD binding; oxidoreductase activity, acting on the CH-OH group of donors, NAD or NADP as acceptor. The transcript is spliced from 2 exons. The coding region runs from base 295 to 921 and encodes 208 amino acids. NCBI's taxonomy places the organism in Eukaryota, Fungi, Basidiomycota, Tremellomycetes, Trichosporonales, Trichosporonaceae. The record is from RefSeq and is a predicted model, not a curated record.